Messenger RNA from Toxotes jaculatrix (banded archerfish), 2091 nucleotides. It is a transcript of the gene sh3bp5lb, whose product is annotated as SH3-binding domain protein 5-like, b. Lineage: Eukaryota; Metazoa; Chordata; Actinopteri; Toxotidae. The record is from RefSeq and is a predicted model, not a curated record. Gene Ontology annotation, molecular function: protein kinase inhibitor activity. Gene Ontology annotation, cellular component: cytoplasm. Gene Ontology annotation, biological process: intracellular signal transduction; negative regulation of protein tyrosine kinase activity. The coding region runs from base 187 to 1587 and encodes 466 amino acids. The transcript is spliced from 6 exons.
GCCUGAUGUUAGCGGCUAACAGCCCACACUGCUGGUUGUACUGGAGGCACGGAGGCGUUUGAAUACUUAAAGUACUGGGUGUUUUCCAGCAGCUUUCUUUACCGGUAGCGUAAACGCGGACAAGGCAUUGAACCAGGGAGGCUAACAUAAGAAAAAAAUAAAGGGCAGCCCACCGACAGGCCGCAAAUGGAGCCGGGGACCUCGCGUGAAAUUCCGAGCCGUGCGGGGUGCCCUAAACCGGCCGGUUUGCGGGAGGAGACCCCGGGGAAGGAGGCGAAGGGCGGAGAGGGGAGCAGCGUCAUGAUGAAGCGGAGAGGAGCGGACACAGACACCGCGGAGGAGGUGAAGGCGCCUUGGGAGGAGGAUGAUGGAGAUGCUGAGAAACAGGUUCAAACCGAAGAGGGAGAGGAUGCUGGCAAAUACGAGGAGGAACUGGACCCAAGAAUUCAGGAGGAGCUGGAGCACCUCAACCAGGCCAGCGACGAGAUCAACAAGCUGGAGCUGCAGCUGGACGAUGCCAGGUCCAGCUACAGGAGGAUUCUCACUGAUUCUGCCCGGAAGCUCAACGCUCAGGGCUCCCAGCUCGGUGCCUGCAUUGAGAAAGCGAGGCCCUACUACGAAGCCCGCAGACUGGCCAAAGAGGCCCAACAGGAGACCCAGAAGGCAGCCCUGAGAUAUGAGAGGGCUGUAUCCAUGCACACUGCUGCCAGAGAGAUGGUGUAUGUGGCGGAGCAGGGCCUCUUGGCUGACAGGAACACCAUGGACCCCACCUGGCAGGAAAUGCUUAACCACGCCACCGCCAAGGUGAACGAGGCGGAGGAGGAGCGCCUCCACAGUGAGCGCGAGCACCAGCGGGUCACACAGCUCUGCCAGGAUGCAGAGGCUCGAGUCCAGACCCUCCAGAAAGCCCUGAAGAAGGUCAUCCUCAAGUCCAAACCGUACUUUGAACUCAAGGCUCAGUUCAAUCACAUUCUGGAGGAGCAUAAGGCCAAAGUGGUUCAGCUGGAGGAGCAGGUGGCUAAAGUAAAAACACGUUACUCUGUGGCCCUGCGGAACCUGGAGCAGAUCAGUGAGCAGAUUCACGCACAGAGGGGGCGAAUCAGGGCCAACAGGGGGCGUCCUGCAGUCUGCGGGGGGCGGAGCUCCCCCGUGGGCGCCGAGGCCGAGGUCAGAGCCACCGUCGGGAUUCACGUCAGCGCGGUUGGAGGGAUAGAGAGCGACUGGGCCGACGGCGAGAAAACUCGGCUGUGGGUGGAGAGGCACAGGGAGAGCGGCUGGGGCCAGAGGGAGCGGCUGGAGGCGGAGCAGGCCGGCUCGGACUGCAUGUCAGUCAUCAGCCUGCAGACCAUCGCCUCCGACCUGGAAAAGUGCGACUCAGUGGAGCACCUCGGUGACCUGAGCGACGCCGGGAGCGUGCAGCUGGGUGAAGAGUGGGAGCACAGCAGGAAGCCGAACGAGACGCCGGCCAGCAGGGAGGUGGCGACCCAGGGGCCCCAGCAGGAGAGAGCCCACCAGGAGAAGGCAGUGGCUAGCAAAGAAAAGCAGGAGAGCUUUGUCAAGCAGCACUACAGAAGUGUUAGUCUAUGAUAAUCAGCAAGAGGAGGAAGCUGAUGAGUGGUGAGGAUAAGGAUCAUGGUGAGUGUAUGAUGGGGGAUCAGAGAGAGAGACAGAAAGCACCCUGAGUCAGAGCUGGUAGGUUGACAGUGAUUGACACUGUGCCGCACUGACACUGCAGUUAGGAAUAGGAGGGCGGGUUGGCAGGUACACUGGCUGCACACUAAUGAAUCUCUGCGUGGCAGCAAUAAACUGAGAGAGCAGUCCUGCAGAGAGCACUGACCUCUCCUCACACUUUGCAGCGUCUGAUCCAGUCUCUUGCUCCACACACUGAAACGUCAACCACAGCGCAUUAGGGAAAACGAAUCACUGCAGGCAACGAAACAGGCCAUUUAGAGACAAUGCAAACACAAGCUGGUGUUUGAGUCACACAUCUGGUUUUCUAAUGCCCCCCCCCCCGCAAACCAUUUAAAAAAAAGCGGCUCACCAUGUUGACACGGUGUCGGUUGAUGUUGGUUUGCUCCAGGGAUGAGACGA